CCUCAGCACAGCAGCUGGGGAAGGCGAGCGCGCGGGUGCGGGAGCGCGCGCAGAAGGGUAACAGGUGACUGCUGCAAGGAGCGGAGGGGACUGCCAUCCCGGGAUACAGACAUGUGAGAAGGAAUGUCCCACGGUGACCUCUCUAGAACAUUGUGCCCCCCCUGUGUGAACGCAGACACAUGAGGAUGCCCGCCCGUCUCCCUGGAUCCCUGCCCGGGGCCGAACCCUUCCAAGCCCUCUGUAUCCUGUUCACAUGAUCUGGCAGAGCCUGUGCAUGACCGAGGCUGGACAAUGUUCCUGGCACGGACAGAGAAGCCAUAUUUCCUCUUGUGUUUGGUCUUCUCGCAGCUGCUUUUUGUUUUUCUUCUGUACCGCCGCGGAUCCUCCAGCGUCUUCCAGGGGAUCUUCGGGUCCAGCCCCACCUGGGACUAUUCCAGAACGCAUGACGUGUACACCAACCUCAGUGCCUUCACCCCCGACCCCGAGGCUGUGAGGACCCUCUACUGUCCUCUAAGGUCUCCUAUUCUCGUUGGUCCGUUAACGAUAACGUUCAGCAGAAUUCCGAGCCUGAAGAAGAUUCAGCUGAAAAAUCGCUAUGUGAAGCCCGGCGGAUAUUUCAGCCCUAAACACUGCUACGGGCGAUACAGGACGGCGGUGAUCAUUCCGCACCGCAGCCGCGAGCCCCACCUGCAGACGCUGCUCUACUACCUGCACCCCCUCCUACAGCGCCAGCAGCUGCACUACGCCAUAUUCGUGGUCCACCAGGCCGGGAACGCCACGUUUAAUCGGGCGAAGCUUCUGAAUAUCGGCGUCCGAGAAGCCCUGCGCUACGACGACUGGGACUGUCUCAUCCUGCACGACGUGGACCUGGUGCCCGAGAAUGACCACAACCUGUACAUCUGUGACAACUACCCCAAACACAUGUCCAGCGCCAUGGACAAGUUCCAGUACAGCCUGCCCUAUUGGACGUACUUUGGAGGAGUGUCUGCGCUGACUCCGGAUCACUUUAUGAAAAUCAAUGGUUUCCCCAACACGUAUUGGGGGUGGGGAGGAGAAGAUGAUGACAUUGCUGGGAGGAUUCGUUUAUCCGGACUGAGCAUCACAAGGACGCCGCUGAGCCUUGGCCGCUAUAAAAUGAUCUCGCAUGACCGGGAUACUGGAAAUGAAGAAAACACGCACAGGUUCAGUCUCCUUGGAAACACCAGGAAAACCUGGAGAGAGGAUGGAAUGAACUCCUUGGACUUUACCCUACUUUCCAGAGAACAAACCGCACUUUAUACCAACAUUACGGUGGACAUUGGUGAAGCUCCGCCCACCCCAACUGAACCCAGCAAGUGGAGGUUCUUUUGAUGG
Molecule: messenger RNA, 1353 nt
Organism: Rana temporaria (common frog)
Lineage: Eukaryota; Metazoa; Chordata; Amphibia; Anura; Ranidae
Product: beta-1,4-galactosyltransferase 3-like
Exons: 7
Coding region: 292-1350 (352 amino acids)
Biological process (GO): carbohydrate metabolic process
Molecular function (GO): glycosyltransferase activity
Source: RefSeq, a predicted model, not a curated record